UAUUAACCGUCAUGAUGAUCAUUUAUUUAAAAUCGUACAAAAUUGCAUUACUGGAGAAUAUUUGCUACUCGAAAGAGUCGAAAGUCGACAAAAAAAAGAGGACACAAAAAAGUAAAUUUUUCCCAAAGUUGGCUAUGUGAAUUGUCAAAAACAUAAUCUAAAAAUAAUAACAACAGACAACAAGAUAAGAAGAAGAAAAUAAAUAGGUUAACCUAAACUUUAGGAUUUAUUAAAAUGAAUUUUACUUUUAAUUAUAUCAAAACAACCGUAUUAAAACCCACAGUCACAGCUGCUAUUCAAAAUAUUGUACGGUUUGCGAGUAAAAAGACAAGCGGCAGUACAAGAAAUACGAGUACAAAAGUCAGGCCAAAACACAGAGGUAUCAAAAUACCAGAUGGUCGAAAUGUAAAUGCUGGUAAUAUUUUAGUCCUUCAACGUAACCUUCGUUUCCAUCCAGGUUUAAACGUUGGUAUGGGUAGAAAUGGUACCUUAUUUGCACUUCUUCCAGGAAGAGUUUCAGUGACAUGUGAAAAGGUUGAUUUGGAUUGGGACCACACAUGGGUCCAGAGAUGCCACGGAUAUAGAAAAGGUGUAGAUUUUUACAAGAAAUACUUUAAUGUUAUACCUAUACCACAGCAUCAAAAUUUUAAACUUGUUAAUGAAAUCUAGGUAAUGUGAUAUAUUAGUAAUUAUGUAUUUUAAAUAAAACAAGUAUGAUACAAUCAUUA
Molecule: messenger RNA, 728 nt
Organism: Diabrotica virgifera virgifera (western corn rootworm)
Lineage: Eukaryota; Metazoa; Arthropoda; Insecta; Coleoptera; Chrysomelidae
Gene: mRpL27
Product: 50S ribosomal protein L27
Exons: 2
Coding region: 235-669 (144 amino acids)
Biological process (GO): translation
Cellular component (GO): mitochondrial large ribosomal subunit; ribosome
Molecular function (GO): structural constituent of ribosome
Source: RefSeq, a predicted model, not a curated record